This is a messenger RNA of Meloidogyne enterolobii, 396 nucleotides long. NCBI's taxonomy places the organism in Eukaryota, Metazoa, Nematoda, Chromadorea, Rhabditida, Meloidogynidae. The record is from the annotation of a GenBank genome assembly.
UUCAUCAUUUUUAUUUAAAUGGAUCAACGUAGAUUUAAAUGGGCUUCAAGUUUGGAAGAAGUACUAUCAGACUUUGAUGCUCUUCAGCUUUUUCAAUCGUGGAUGGGAGUUGACGAUGAUAGCAGUGAGCAUCCAUUACGUCUUCAUUAUGCUAUUAUUGCUUAUCGUGCAAUGUUAAGCAGAAACGACCCGCGUGUGAUGCAACUUGCUAGAGAGAUUUAUAACAAAUUUCUGCGUCCCAAAAGUGGUCUAUGUGCCUUCAUUGAUCCAAUAAUUCGUGAACGUGUGGGUCAAUGUCUUCGACAAUCAACUAUAUGCCCUCCUAAUCUCUUUGAUGAGUGCCUUCCAUCAAUAGAUACCUUUUUGCGAAGACAACAUGCCAUAUUCGGUAGCUAA